Akanthomyces muscarius is the source of this 1359-nucleotide messenger RNA. RefSeq lists its product as uncharacterized. The record is from RefSeq and is a predicted model, not a curated record. Bases 1 to 1359 code for a protein of 452 amino acids. Gene Ontology annotation, molecular function: zinc ion binding; DNA-binding transcription factor activity, RNA polymerase II-specific. Gene Ontology annotation, biological process: regulation of DNA-templated transcription. The transcript has 4 exons. Lineage: Eukaryota; Fungi; Ascomycota; Sordariomycetes; Hypocreales; Cordycipitaceae.
AUGACGCAAGUUCCCAAACGGGCACACGUCAAGUCUGGUUGCCGAACCUGCAAAACCCGACGCGUAAAAUGUGACGAAGCUCGUCCCGCCUGUUUGAAAUGCACCAAGACGGGACGUGUAUGUGAAGGUUACGGUAUAUGGGGAGGUGGUUCCGCUCAAGGGCCGGCUUACGAGACUGAUUUAACCAGUUUUGCUCGCGUCAGUGCACUUCGCCAAUACAACCUCAAUAUAAUGACUCCACAGAGAUCUUUACAUCAGAGGCAAGCAUUCGAGUUCUUCUGCCAGAGUCAAUCUCUCAAAAUCUCCGGCAUGUUCAAAUCGGAUUUCUGGGACCACCUCCUGAUUCAAGUCAGUGCCACCGAAUCCCUUGUCUUCUUUGCUUUAGCUGCAGUUGGAUCAGCCCACAGAGCACAUAUCACCCGAAGGCUUUCCUAUGCCGAGUCAAAGGAAACUCUUGCAAAGUCAUACGAGAGUUUGGCAUUGACUGAGUACAAUAAAGCCGUCAAAGAGAUGAGCCAAAUCGUUGUGAAAGAGGACGAUUCAUCCCUAAGGAUCACAAUCAUUGCAUGUCUUCUUUUUAUUUGCGUGGAGAUGAUGCUUGGUCGGCAUCAGGUGAUGAAAAGUCAUUUCCGAUAUGGAAGCACACUCCUUCACAAGAUACAAAGUGGUGAUCAGGACCCGAUUGAUCGUCAUAUCGUCGAUGCAUUUGGCAAGAUGACAAUGCAUCUCGCACUUCUUGGGCAGACAUCGCAGAGUCUUGUUGCCUUUCGUCAUGGACCCACCUACGAUAUGGAUGUGCCAUGCGAUGACUGCUUCGAUACACCGCGAAUUGCCAGUCAGUCACUUGACGAGCUUCUCCAGGCCAUCUUUGAGCUCAUGGCACAGGCCGAUGAUCUCGAUCCAUUCAAGACUAUAUCUCAUGAGCUCCGAGAAGUUGCAUAUGAUGCGCUUACUCCGAACUUUGCUUCAAUCCUCUCGCAAAACCAAAAUAUCUUCCGAGUCAUUGACCAUCAGAGGUCGUUAGAAGAUGGCAUCAAGCUCUGCAGUGUUGAUGAAGUAUUCACCGUAGAAAAGGGAGGGUUUCCUUCCUUGUACUUUACUGCUCUGAAAUGUCGUGUGCCCGAGAUUCGGCGCAAGGCCAUUCGGAUGUUACCUAGCAUUACACACACUGAAGGCCUGGCCAACGGCUUGAUCUUGAGCCAGAUCGCCCAUAGGAUCUUCAUUCUCGAGGAUCCCCAAGGCGCAGCAAAGAUGAUGGACGACUUUACCACGCUUGAAUCUGAAGGCUGCCCUGAAGAGCUUGUGCCAGAAGAAGCCAGAUUUCAUCAGAUGCAUGCGCAGCUGAACUCUUGCUCUUAA